This is a messenger RNA of Papilio xuthus (Asian swallowtail), 903 nucleotides long. It is a transcript of the gene bigmax, whose product is annotated as helix-loop-helix-leucine zipper transcription factor bigmax. The record is from RefSeq and is a predicted model, not a curated record. The transcript is spliced from 5 exons. Gene Ontology annotation, cellular component: nucleus. Bases 95 to 724 code for a protein of 209 amino acids. Lineage: Eukaryota; Metazoa; Arthropoda; Insecta; Lepidoptera; Papilionidae. Gene Ontology annotation, molecular function: DNA-binding transcription factor activity, RNA polymerase II-specific; RNA polymerase II cis-regulatory region sequence-specific DNA binding; protein dimerization activity. Gene Ontology annotation, biological process: regulation of transcription by RNA polymerase II.
CUGUCAGAUUGUCAAUUGAUAACCUAUAGGUAAAGUUAUUUAUUGUUGUAAAUUGAUUGUUUAAUUACGUCGUAAUUUUUAUUCGUUUAUAAUUAUGUAUCCUCGAUGUGGCAGCAGUGGUUCUAUUCAAAAUAUCCAUCAAACUCCGUCGUCAUCUAAUCAUAAUUCAGAAGACGAAGAUGAUAGUGGAGAUAACAAGGCAUCAGCUCUAAGCUUCAGAGAAAGGCGAAGAGAGGCCCACACACAGGCAGAACAAAAAAGAAGAGAUGCUAUAAAAAAAGGUUACGACUCCCUACAAGAGCUGGUGCCCACAUGUCAACAAACAGAUGCAUCUGGUUACAAACCAAGUAAAGCAGCGGUUUUACAAAAAUCCAUAGAUUACAUUCAAUAUUUGCUUCAACAAAGAAGAAGACAGGAAGAAGAAAGGAAUGCACUACGUAAAGAUGUUGUAGCACUACGCAUUAUGCAGGCUAAUUACGAACAGAUUGUUAAAGCUCAACAUUCAGUACCCGGACAUAAUGAACAGAGGCUAACUGAUCAAGAUAAAUUUCAAGUGUUUCAGGGUAUAAUGGACAAGUUGUUUGAAUCAUUUGAAUCGGUACCAACAAACAAUUUCGGUGAUUUUUCUGCUGGCGUAUUUAAUUGGCUGGAAGAAUACUGCAAACCACAAUCAUUAAGAACUUUGGUACACGGAGUCUUACGGGAACAAAAUUAUACACCAUAGUUUUAUUUUUAAAAUUACAAGUUUUUAUAUGUUGUUAAUACACAUUUCAUUAUAUUGUAUUCAUGUACAUUUUGUAUAUUACAAAUGAAAUAAAUACUAUUUAAAUAAGCUUAGAUAAUAAGACAAAAGUUGUAUACAGUUUAUAAUAGAUUAUUUUGUAUAAAUGUUGCAUAUUGAAU